Molecule: messenger RNA, 871 nt
Organism: Ectocarpus siliculosus
Lineage: Eukaryota; Phaeophyceae; Ectocarpales; Ectocarpaceae
Source: the annotation of a GenBank genome assembly
AUGCAAGGGAUGCUCAACGGACAUCUCACAGAGGAACAAGCCGCGCACUUAAAAGCAAGCAGAAUUGCUCUCGAGCUGGGGCCACGGCAGGAAAUCAUCACGGCCGGCAUUAGCCCGCUGCUUGUGCUGGACGAGGUCAUCGGUAGGCGAUUGGCCUUGCAGCUCGACCGCAUGGGAUAUGUGGGACGGAGGCUCGUGAUCUAUGAGGCCAGCGGGGGUAGGCACGAGCUGUCAAUACGGGAGGCCAUCUCGCUCCUGCCGCUUUGCCGAGAGCUGCACAUACCGUCGACCGUGACGCUCACCGGAAUCGAGGUGGCACCGGGGACUAUGCAGCAGUCGCUUUCGACGUUCCCGAUCAUCGAGCUGCACUGCCUCCCGUCGAUGGGGCAAUGGCCGCCUCCCAUCGAGGCGAUAAAUCCUACGAUCGACACUGGAAAGUACGUCCAGGUGCAGGCCUUGAGCGUUACGAAGGCAGCCGAGAUCUCUCGGAGCGCGGGUUCGGUGGUCGCUUCGGGUCACGGCGGCGUCCGGAGUCGCAAGUAUGACGGUCUAACCGUCGACGUAAGCCUGCCCGGGGUCAUCCUGAGGCGCGGCUGCUCCUGCAACGAGGAAGAAGCCCAGGCGUGGGCGCGGAACCGCCCGCUACCCUCGCCCGCCAUGGAUGCCGCGGACGCCGAUGCCGACGGCGUUGUCUUCCUAUGCAGAGUGGUUGACGACCGCAAUGGGAGGCGGUUCCCGGUCCUGAGCUCGACGGGCGGCGGCGAUGACGACGCGUGCGGUGUCUAACGCCCCGUAGGUGCUCUCAACCGCAUGGGGAGACACGUGGAACCGGUUUGAUCGGAAAACCACCAACUUUGCGUUGAUGCCCUCA